Molecule: messenger RNA, 1645 nt
Organism: Alexandromys fortis (reed vole)
Lineage: Eukaryota; Metazoa; Chordata; Mammalia; Rodentia; Cricetidae
Gene: Glipr1
Product: GLI pathogenesis related 1
Exons: 8
Coding region: 600-1394 (264 amino acids)
Cellular component (GO): extracellular region
Source: RefSeq, a predicted model, not a curated record
AAGUGGAAACGAAACAAACCCUUUCCUCCCCAAGUCACAUUUGUCUGUGGGGCUUCAUCACCGCAGUAGUCACGGAAGUAAGACCAUUAGGAACCUCGGUGUGAGGAGUAAGUUACUUUCCUCGGCAUUGCUGACCACAGAGGCCUUGGCGGCGGCUGAAACAGUAAAGGCUUUGCCACAGCUGUCAUGGCUGAUGAAGGUUUAGUCACUUAGAGCCACUCCUUAGUUCCGGUUACAGCUUUCUCACCCUGUGGCUGCUCUCCACACUCGGGUGCUGUGUCACCGAGAAGCACCGACGGGGACAGGGUUAACAACAAACUGAGCUGCAAGCCAUAUAUGGAGAAAUCCAGCUCGAGAGUUUCACAACGACUCAACGUUCUGCUUUCAGACUUCUCCAGCUGAGGUCAACUGUGCUUGGUGGGGCUGGUCACAAAGAACCCAAGUGCUUCAGAUGUAGCUCGGAGGCAGAGCCCUUGCCCAUCACAAUCGACCCUGGGUUCAACCUUCCAGCACAGAAGAAAAGGUCUGAAAACAGAACCAAGCAUUCUAUCAGAACCCAGGGGCUCUGGGUUCUAGGUCCAACCGCAGCCAGAGGCAUCAUGCAGGCCACCCUUGCUAUGAUGGUCUGGAUGGCUUCUUCCGUUUCUAGUUCUUCAUAUACCGCAAGUACUUUGCCAGAUAUAACCAAUGAGGAUUUCAUCCAACAAUGUGUUCAAAUCCACAACCAGAACCGGUCCAGAGUGAAUCCGACAGCCAGGAACAUGCUGUACAUGUCUUGGGACUCAGACCUAGCCCGCAUUGCAAAAUCGUGGGCAAAAGUUUGUCGGUUUGAACACAAUCCACGGCUGAAAUCACGGCUGCACCCGAACUUCACCACAGUGGGAGAAAAUAUCUGGACUGGAUCUUUAAGUCUCUUUUCAGUAUCUUCAGCCAUCUCAUCCUGGUACAAUGAAGUCAAGUACUAUGACUUCAGGACUAGGAGAUGCACGGGUGUCUGUGGUCAUUACACUCAGGUUGUUUGGGCAGAUAGUUACAAGGUUGGCUGUGCGGUGCAAUUUUGCCCUAGAGUUGGUAACUUUGAAAAGCUUUCCAAUGGAGCACAUUUUAUAUGCAACUAUGGACCAGCAGGAAAUUACCCAACGUGGCCAUACAAGCAAGGAACCACUUGCAGUGAUUGCCCAAAGGAUGACAGGUGUCUCAACAAUCUCUGCAUUAACCCACGAAGAGACGGUGUCUCACGUUACUACUCUGGCGACUACCCAGGAAGGCCCAUAUAUCUACGGAACAGAUACACAUCUCUCUUCCUCAUUGUUAAGGCAGUCCUUCUCUUACUGUCGGUUAUAAUUACCAUUUUGGUAAAGCACAAAUACCCUAAUUUAGUUCUUUUGGACUAAUGCCAUCGUUGGCAGGCAUCUUAUAAGUGGCUAUUGUAAAACAUUUGAGAAAAAUGUUUUAAUAAAGACUUAGAAGGACCGCUUAGUUUCCUAAAUGUACAAAGAGGUAAACUCUUACGAAUAAGGACUGUCUAGGUUGCCACAGGUAGGCUUUCAGCAAGAAACAGAUUCCCUGGGGUUCAGAUUUGCAGAAUACAUCUUUGGUAAAAACACCUGCUGCUCUUGUGGAGGGCCUGGCCUCUGUGGGCACA